ACGGUGCCUCGUUAAACCGGGAGCUGCUGUCAGGAGGGAUGAUUCGCCUUCUGACCGGACACCAGACCACAUAAAACAACCUCAUAAAGAACAAAUUGGAAGGGUGGACGAACGUCUUCUUUCUUUCUUUCUCUCUCUUUCUCCCUCCUUUUUCUUUUCUUUUUUUUUUUUUCUCUCUUUUUUUUUUCAAACCUGCGGGUAGUUCUCCCAUGGAAGACAGAGUGGAAGGAGUCCAACUCAGAGACAGGAUUUCGUCCCCGGCGUGUGCGUCAGGCAGAGUGCGCGCCCCGGACUCCCACUCAGAGAUGUAGAGCUGGAUUUUGGCAUGUGGACGAGCAGGUGAGAGGACUUGUUCGUGAUGGUGCUCUGUAUGGACAAGAAGCUGUGCCAUGACAGAGGGCAACGUGGGUAAAAGAGACAUGCGACACCCAGCCCCGCAUCACUGCCACCUCUUCCUGGGCGGGGCCCUGUUGCUUCUCCUGGCAAGCUCGGCUCUGAGCUGCCCCGCCCGAUGCGAGUGUUCCGCCCAGACCAAGUCAGUGAGCUGCCACCGCAAGCGCCUACCCAGCAUCCCCGAAGGCAUUCCUAUAGAGACGCGUGCCCUGGACCUGAGCAAGAACAAACUGCGAAUCAUCACGCCGGACAACUUCUCUUCAUUCCAGCAGCUCGAGGACCUGGAUCUCAGUGACAACCUCAUCAGCGUCGUGGAGCCCGGAUCAUUUCGUUCCCAGCUCGCCCUGCGCUCCCUCAACUUCCGUAGCAACCUGCUCCAGCUGGUUCCUGCUGGUGUCCUGUCAGGCCUCACCAAUCUAACCCGCCUGGAUCUCAGCCACAACCGCUUGGUUGUUCUUCUGGAUCAUGCCUUCCAAGACCUGCGCCGGCUGGCAUCGCUGGAGGUGGGAGAUAAUGAACUGGUUUUUAUCUCUCAGCGGGCCUUUACAGGAUUACUUGGACUUCAAAGUCUGACCCUGGAACGUUCCAAUCUGACGGUGGUCCCGACUGAUGCCCUGGCACAUCUGCAUAGUUUGGUAGAACUGCGCAUGCGCUACUUGAGCAUAAGCUUUCUGAAGCCUUUCUCCUUUAAGAGGUUAUCGCGUCUACGCCAUGUCGAGAUAGAUUUCUGGCCCUGGUUGGACACUCUGCCUCCCCUCUCACUGCACGGCCUCAACCUUACAACAUUGUUCAUAACCAACACCAACCUAUCUGCCUUUCCCGGCUUGGCACUGCGCAACUUGCCCUACCUCACCCACCUCAACCUGUCCUACUGCCGCAUUCAGCACAUCCACCAGGGUGAGCUGGGUCAACUUCCACACCUACUGGAGCUCCGCCUCCAAGGAGCUCAGCUACUUUCUAUAGAACCUUUUGCUUUUCUUGGCCUCAAAUCUUUGCAAUUACUCGAUGUGUCACAGAACCGCCUGGACUCCCUGGAGAGGGGAGUGUUUGCCUCCCCAGACAGUCUGCAGAGGCUUUGUCUGGGCGGAAACCCAUUAGUGUGUGACUGCAGAUUGCUGUGGCUGCUCAAUAGCCACAAGCCCCCUGCACUACAAAUUCUAGACAUACAACCUGAGUGCAGCGCACCCGAGAACCUCCUGGGGAAAACUCUCCGUGACCUUAGAGAACCUCUGGUCUCCAGGUAUAUGACCUGCACCAAGCCACGGAUCGGACCCAACACGACACAGCUGCUGAUGGCUGAUGAGGGUCAGCCUGCCCGCCUCAGCUGCAUGGCAGAGGGAGCGCCCCGGCCCUCUGUGGUCUGGAUUACACCUCACAGACGCUACAUCACAGCCAAGAGCAGUGGAAGGGUAGAGGUUCAGCCAGAUGGUACCCUGGAGAUCAAGGCAGCAGAGCUGCAUGACAGCGGGGUGUAUUUGUGCAUUGCCAGUAACCCUGCUGGCAAUGCAAGCCUGUCAGCCUCUUUAGCUGUGAAGAGCCUGGGCAUCGGGGACAGAUCUCACUAUAGCAACAGGAGCUCAAACUACCUGACAGACUCCAACAGCACAUGGGGAAAUGGGACAGUACUGUACAACAUGACAGUCCCCAUUGACAUGAAGACCAUCAUUAUAUCCACAGCCAUGGGCUGCCUGUCUUUCCUAGGUGUGGUUGUGUUCUGUUUCCUGCUUCUGUUUGCCUGGAGCCGAGGCAAAGGACGCCAUAAGAGCAACUUUGAUAUCGAGUAUGUCCCCCGCAAAUCCAACGGGGCAUCAGCGGAGGUAGCAGAAUCAAGCGGCCCACGGCGGGUCAACAUGAAAAUGAUUUGAAUAUCAUGCAGACCGAGGAAGGCGACAUCAACGCCAACGACACAGUGCACACAUAUCAAGUGAAAAAACAAAAAAAUGUCUUUUUUUCUAUGACACAGUGGAUUUGUGACAAACGAAAAGUGAUGUACUAUUAUAGUGGGUGUCAAUAUGACGGUGAUCUAGUGAUAAAGUGGACAUGUGAAUAUAAAAGUGAUAUAUGAAACCGUGUUUAUAUGACAUAAUGUUCUCAUACAGUACACUUAAUAUAAUACUAUAACCAACAUAUCAAUAUGGGAGUGAUAUAGUGUUGCACUAGGCAUGUGAGUCGUGGUGAUGUGAUGAGUAAUGGUGUUGUCGACUCACCGUGACAUCAAGGUGACGGAGGGAGCCACUGGGAGAGACGAGGGACGUCUGUGUGGCAGUGGGGGCUAUCAUCACUGCAACAUGUCAGGACUAAAUUGUCUAACACUCAUCCUAGCUGCAGUGUGAAAGGUGUGUGUGUGUGUGUGUGUGAGAGAGAGAGAGAGAGCGUGCGCGUCGGUGUGUGCAUGUUGCAUUUGUGCGUUUCUUUGUGCAUGUGCACGCAUUGCCUUUCCUGUUGGACGGAACAAUUAAAAGGGAACGGUGGGGUCCAAAGCAUUUUUUUCCCAGGCCUUUGUACUUGUUUGAUCAUUUGCAACAAGAGUAAAGUUGCUGUUGAGUGAGAAAUUAAACAGAGGAUUGUCUAUGUUUGUAUGCAAAAAUCACAGUUAUUAUAUAAAAAAAAAAAAAAAAAAAGAAAAAGAAAUAAAUGCUGCAGAAAUUUUAAAAUAGGUCAGUGUCCACCCUUGGAAUGACUGCAUUGUUAGAUGGGGUUUUUUUCUGAACUGGAUAUAAUGUAGUCAGAGUGUGAAGCCGGAGCUUUGUCCUUGCCACAGAGCUCACUUCCCAGCAAAAAAAAAAAACAAGUGGCUUUUUCCUGAGAAACAGCAGUGGUCAGUGGCGUUAUUGUUGUGGAAAAGCUUCCAGCGAUAGAUACGGCAUGUUAAACCCAUUUUAUAACAUAAUAAAUCACGGGCAGAUUUUCCUGCCAGACAAAUCCCUUGAUAUGAUAUAAAAGAGUCGGUGGCCAGACACAAUGGCAAAGAUUUACUGGCCAGUGCCCUCUUUGGGACAAGACAAAGUUGAGCUUCAGAGAUUUAUGAGUUGAAUUCUACCCCUCUUUCCUAUCGCAUUUUUCUUUGAUUGCACCACUUUGAGCUAUUCUGUCCGAUUCUUCCCCGGGGGAACUGAGAGGUUCUGGGUAUUUAAUAGAUGGCAGUCUGAAAGUUGUAGUGGAAUCUUGUAUUGUUUUGGGGAUUUUGGGGGAGGCGGGUGUAAUUUUUGCAUAUUUUUCAUCUCUUGGGUUAAAAAAAGAAGUUUUCAAUGUUUAGGGGGAAAAAAAACUAUAAAACGAUUAAGGGCAAUUCUUUGUAAUGCAGGGAUGUGGGUGUUAACUUGUGUGAUUCUGUUGUGAUAAAAUGUUCAAGGUUGUAUAAUUGUUUUCAUAUGACAAAUUUAUGGGUAUAUUUUCAAAAGGAAAUAAAUCUUAAUCAUACCCC
Molecule: messenger RNA, 3817 nt
Organism: Salarias fasciatus (jewelled blenny)
Lineage: Eukaryota; Metazoa; Chordata; Actinopteri; Blenniiformes; Blenniidae
Gene: lingo2b
Product: leucine rich repeat and Ig domain containing 2b
Exons: 2
Coding region: 390-2258 (622 amino acids)
Cellular component (GO): plasma membrane
Molecular function (GO): protein binding
Source: RefSeq, a predicted model, not a curated record